ACUACGUCAGAAGACGGCAAACAAAAGAUAUGAACACGCCGACGCCGCAGUCGCCGUCAACGUCGCCGUCGCAGUCGCAGCCCACAACGACGUCAACGUCGCAGCCAAGGUUCGCCUGAACGUUAGGUGAAUCGAAUAAAUAUAAUUUUUUCCGAUAUUUUAUUAACAUUUGUUGCGUUGUGCCGUUGUUAUUGUUAUUUAUUUAUUUAUUUAUUUUUAUUUUUUAAUAUUUUUUUAACGGUUGCGUGUGUAAAGUUAGUGACCUUAGAGUGAAGCGUGAUUUCGCAGUAAGGAAAACUGCAUUUGUGUGUUUUGAAAUUGAAAUCGGAUCGAAUCGUAGCAGGCCCAGACGGCAUUAGCAAUGCCUUGGAGACUGUCUCCAUUCACUUUUUGAUCCGAACCAGACUAGAACACUUGGCCUAAUUACACAAGCGAUUCUAGGCUAAAAUUCAACAACAAAUUGGCAUUAUUUUGAACUAUUUUGUUUUUUUUUUUUUUUGCUUUCGCGGAAAUUGUUAUUUUUGUUUUGGUAGGCUACAAAAAAAAAAAUAGAAGAAAAAAAAGAGGAUUUUCAUAAUGAGCCAACGACGAGUUUUUUGCCUAAAUGCCACGACAAUGGGUCUGUCCACGUCGCCGCCAUCAUCGCCGGGUGGUCCGCCCCCGGAGUUAGAUAGGCAGCCGGAGCAAAAGGACCUGCCACAGCAGCAAACGCAGCAGCAGGAAGAGGAGAAGUGUGAAGAGCAGCCAAACCAACAAAAUGAAAAGCCAAAUAAGCCAAUGGAUGAGUCUAGGAAACAACCACAGGAGGAGGCAAAAGAUCAAGCACAGCCACCUCCAGCGGUGGCAGCACCACAGCCAGCACGCUCAGCACCAUCGGCAGCACGUGCAGCAUACCCCACCAUAAGCGAUCUGCCAAACAUAUGCAGGCACUAUGCGGCGUGCAGCUUGUCGGGCGGAUGUGACGCGUCUAUUGGAUUCGGCAAUCUGGAGGGCAAGUCGGGCUCGACGCUCACAAGCACCGAGCACUACCACAACCAGCUGCAGAAGCUGCGCACCAUUUGCGGCGAAGCGGCCAUUACGAACUUUGAGCUGAAUAACUUAUUCCUAAAUCGACUCAAGGAGAUCGAUUGCCUGGAUGAGCAAUGCGGCGGCGAUUCGAAAUUCACCAAACUGCGGCUGGCCACAUUUCAGGAUUGGGUCGAUCUACUGCUGCAUGUCAACUACAUUAUUUUUGGCAAUAUGUCGGCCAUGGAGGUGGAGGCGUACGAGAAGAUCAUGAACUGUUUCCAAUCGGUGCGCGGUGAACAGCAGCAGGCCCAGGAUGAGAAUCGCAAGCUGCGCAAGGAUAUGUGCGCCAUUAUAAAGCUGGUGCAGCACGCCUUCCAUCACAAUACCUGGAACACGGACGACAUGUGCCUGGAGACGUUGACGGUGAAUCAGCUACUGGGCAUACAGGGGGAUCAGGCACGACCGGAGAGCGAAACCGAGAAGGUAGCCAAAUGCAUGCGCUCUUUGGCCAAUGAGGUGGCGGCCAAGCACGACGAGGUCUGUCAUCUGGAGUCCCAGAUGUGUGCCCUCGACGAGGUGGUCCGAACGGCGCGACAAAAGCUCAUUCUCAAAGAUCAAUGCAUAGCGCAGCUCAAUCAGCAGCUGGCGGAACUGCAAGAUUGUCUGGCAAAUAUGUCCCAAGAAUUGAACAACAAGACACGAACAGUUAAGCAGUACGAGGAGGCCUUCGAUACGAUGGACAGCAACAGCUGUUUGUUUGAUAAUAUCAACGAGAAGGAUCAGCAGGCCAACGAGCUGAUGCGCCUGCUUAACAAGGAGCUGAACGAAUUCAUAAGUAUCAUAAGCACCAAGGACUUUCAGGCCAUGGAGUGCAGACGGAAGCUACUCUCCUGCUUCAUCGACCGAAUUAACAACGAUCGCAUCGAAACAAUGCGCAAACUGGAAAAUAUGCGCUCACAGCUGCGAGCAUUGGACUGCAAUAUUGAUCAACUGGAAUCGCCGAUGGCUUGUAGCACACAGCGACCCGAAGAUGAGUAUGAUAAUCAGCUAAUCGAUGGGCUGCGUCGGCGACUGAUAGCGAUCAACGAGUGCAACAAGAAGCUCAACUUCAGGUGCCAACAGGUAGAGGCCCAACAACGAUUUGAGAUCUUGAAUGUCACGUCUGACCUUGAGGCUGUGCGUGCUAUAAAUGAGAAAAAUAGCCAUGUAUUGAAGGAAAUAGCUGAUCUGCUCUCCAAACUGCGCUGCCGUGAUCUAUCUUAUGAGGAGAUCUAUACUGAAAAAUCGUCGGACAAUCCAUUCUGCAAGGCCAUCAUGGAAAUGUAUGAGAAACUAAAUCAGCUGGAGAACAAUAAGGAGACAGAGAACCUGCAAUCAUUCGCCGGCGACAGCGAGCCGCAAACAUCUGCCCACGCUUUUUUUGGUGAGGAUUGUCCGCAUCGAAGACAAUUAGAGCACACGCUGCUCUAUUGCCAGACUCAAGCGGAACUGUUGCAAGCCACAAGAGAUAAUUAUCUGAGCGUUAUUGAGGAGUUUCGGCGUGAUCUGGAGGAGCUAACCGAACAGGUGCAGCAACAGCAACAACAAAACGAACAGCAUUUUUUUAAGGAAAUGGAACAAAGUGAAGCGUCGCAAAAAGUUCUGCAAAUCGCCAGUUUGCUCGAGGCAAAGGAAUACGAGCAACAGAAGGCAACAGCAAAUAAUGAAGCAACAAUACAAAUGUAUGAGGAUCAGUGCAAGGAGCUGCGGCGAGCGCAUAGCGAAGUGAAGAGCCUGAAGGAGCGUCUGUGCUCGUUGGAAAAGUGCCAGCAGGAGCUCAAUGCAGAGCGAAAUUCACUGUGCGCCGAGAUCUCUGCACUGAAGGACAAAGACGCCGAGCUGUGUGGCAAGGAUCGAGCUUUGAACGAGCAGCUGAAAUGCAAAGAGCAGGAUCUUAAGAAAUCACGGUGCCUGCUGCACGACAUGCAAUGCCAUCUGAAGCAGGAGGAGCGUCAGCAUAAGGAAACUCUGGACCGUCUGUGCAAGGCCAACGACGAUAUACGGCAACAAAUGCGCGCCGUUGCCAACGAAUGCAAACAGAUGCAGCUCAAGCUGAAACAGCAGACCAACGUAAACGAGCAGCAGCAACAGAUCAUUGAGUCGUUCCGCAAGUGGAAGGAUGCGCAGAUUCGAUCAGACGAAGCGAUGCGUCAGUGCAUUAAGCGUGCCGAGGAGCACAUCAAUCUGUUGCUGGAAGAGAAUCAGCGUCUGUGCGAGGAGUACCGGCGCCUAUACAGCGACUACUCCCAGCUCGAGUCGGAGAUGCAACGUGUUAAGAAUGCAGUCAAUAGCCGCUUUGAUACGUCAUCGUGCCCCCCACCCCAUCCAGAAGGCGUCUUAUGCAGGAGUCAGGCGGUUAGCGACGAAAUGGCCAAUCGCUUGAGGUUUAUGUCCUGUACGGCACAGCGCCUCUCUGCACAGUGUCAAGCGCUGAAGAGCAAUUCGCUGGAUUUGUCCAUUAUUAAAUCUAUGCAAUCCAGUCAAAAUUUAAAUACCGAAUCGACGACCCCAUGUUGGCAAUUGAAUGACACAGAGUCAGCAUCUAGCAUGUUGUGAGAAUCAUAUUAAUUCAUCUCUCUUCUAGUUGUGGUUUAUUGCAUGUAUAUGCAAUAAUAUUCAUACUUUUUACAAUUCUGUUUAAUACGCGUUUUUUAUUUUUACACACAUUUGGCCAACAGAUGUAAAUUGACA
Molecule: messenger RNA, 3738 nt
Organism: Drosophila arizonae
Lineage: Eukaryota; Metazoa; Arthropoda; Insecta; Diptera; Drosophilidae
Gene: yuri
Product: yuri gagarin
Cellular component (GO): Golgi apparatus
Source: RefSeq, a predicted model, not a curated record